Messenger RNA from Iphiclides podalirius (scarce swallowtail), 1662 nucleotides. The record is from the annotation of a GenBank genome assembly. Lineage: Eukaryota; Metazoa; Arthropoda; Insecta; Lepidoptera; Papilionidae.
AUGAAAGCAAAAAGUGAUUUAUUAAAGUCUGCCAAAGAUCCUAUAUCUGAGUGGCUAGAUAAGAAACUUGGGGCAACUGUUAAAGAUAAUGCAAUUUUCACUUCAUUACCAAGGUAUUGGGAAAAUGAGUUUCAUAAAGACAUGAAAGCGCUCAAUGUUUUGCCGCCUGAUGUACUCACAAGAGUGAGCGAGUACAUACCACAGAUUAUAUCUUUUAUACAAAAGAUUAUAGAGAAUGGCAUAGCAUAUGAAUCAAAUGGUUCUGUUUAUUUCAGUGUGAGUGAAUUUGACAGUAAAGACAAACACCACUAUGCUCGUCUAGUUCCCGAAGCCUAUGGAGAUACAAAAUCUUUACAAGAAGGCGAAGGUGAUCUCACUGAAGAUACGGCUGAGAAACGUUCUCCGAACGACUUUGCCCUGUGGAAGCGUAGUAAGGCGGGUGAGCCGUCAUGGGAGUCCCCAUGGGGUGCUGGGAGGCCGGGCUGGCACAUAGAGUGCUCUGCAAUGGCCUCAGACAUUUGUGGGUCAAAGCUGGACAUACACACAGGUGGCGUCGAUCUGAAAUUCCCGCACCACGAUAACGAAUUGGCUCAGAGUGAGGCAUACUUCAAUGAAGCUGGAUGGGUUAACUAUUUCCUGCACACGGGUCAUCUUACUAUAGCCGGUUGCAAGAUGUCGAAGUCUCUGAAGAAUUUCAUCACUAUCUCCGACGCCCUGAAGAGACACACCGCACGCCAGCUUCGCCUGGCGUUCCUUUUGCACGGCUGGAAGGAGACCUUGGACUAUUCAGAUAACACAAUGGAGAUGGCCAUGCAGAUCGAGAAGUUGUUCAAUGAAUUCUUCUUAACAGUGAAAGACGCCUUAAGGUGUGGCUACGAGGAGGGCUGCGGCGGCUCAUGGGGCCCCGAGGAGCAACAGCUGGCUGCAAAGCUGAGCUCUGUUAAGGAGCAGGUUCACGCUGCGUUGUGCGACAACAUCGACACCCGCAGCGCGCUCGACUGCUUGCGGGAGCUAGUGGCCGCCUCGCACGUGUACCUCCGCCAGACCCCGCCGAGGAGCUCGCCGCUCCUGGCCGAGGCGGCCCGCUACGUCACCGACGUGCUGCACAUCUUCGGCGCGGUGGAGGGGCCCCGCGGCGGCAUCGGCUUCCCCGUCGGCGACGCAGGCGGCCUCGAUCUGGAGGAGGCGGUGAUGCCGUACUUGGAGGCGCUGGGCGCGUUCCGGGCGCGGGUGCGCGAGGGGGCGAGGGCGGAGGGGGCGCGGGGCGUGCUCGCGCUCUGCGACCAGCUGCGCGACCACGUGCUGCCCGCGCUCGGCGUCCGAAUGGAGGACAGGGCCGAUCGCACCGUUCUGAAACUGGUCAGUAAAGAAGAAUUAAUGAGAGAAAGGGAAGAAAAGCAGAGAGUGGAGGCUGAGAAACAAAAGAAGAAGCAGGAGUUACUAGAAGCUCAACGUGCUAAGGAGGAACAGAAGAAAAUACCUCCCACCGAGAUGUUUAAAAGCGAAACAGACAAGUACUCUAAAUUUGAUGAAAAGGGACUUCCCACUCAUGACCACGAGGGCAAGGAGUUGAGUAAAGGCCUGAUCAAGAAGCUGCAAAAGCUCCAACAAGCUCAAGAGAAGAAACACAACGAAUAUCUGACUACACUAAACAAAUGCUCA